AUGGGUUCAACCGAAUGGUCGAUGCCGUUGCAAUUGAAGAAUGAACCUCUAGAUGGCCACCGUCCGAUCAAGGUUCGUGUUAUAGGGGCUGGGUAUUCGGGGAUUUACUUGGGUAUUCGAAUACCGCAACGAAUUCGCAAUGUCGACUUUCAAAUCUAUGAACAGAAUGAGUCUGUUGGUGGCACGUGGUGGGUGAACAAGUAUCCAGGUUGUGCGUGUGAUAUUCCAUCACACUCGUAUCAAUAUACGUUCAACCCAAACCCCAAUUGGUCUGCCUUCUACGCCCCUCAACGGGAGAUCUGCGCCUAUCUCCAAGGAACGGCCGAGAAAUAUGGAGUACUCAGAUUUGUGAAACUACUGCAUAAAGUCGAAUCAUGUCAGUGGGAUGACGGGAAAAAGAAAUGGAUAUUGAAAGUUCGGCGGACAGACACAAAUGAGACAUUCGAAGAUGACGCCGACAUGUUAGUUGCUGCGAGGGGCAACCUCAGUGAUCCUGCCUGGCCGAAAAUACCGGGCUUGAAGUCAUUUGAGGGAGAGAUUAUGCAUUCUGCGGUAUGGAACGAAAAUUAUGACUUCAAGAACAAACGAGUUGGAAUCAUUGGCAAUGGUUCCAGUGCCAUCCAGAUUGUCCCUAGUCUUCAAAAGAUUGAGGGAACGAAGUUGUCAUGCUUCGUCAGGAGUAAAACGUGGAUUACGAAUCCAUUUGGAGACAGCGUGAUGGCGAAACUCGGGUUGAAACCAACACAACUCCAAUUCACACCGGAACAACGUCGCGAAUUUGCCGAAAACCCAGAGAAACUCUUCGCAUUCCGUAAAAUCAUCGAAGUAGACGGCAGCACAAUCCACGACGUCUCGCUUCGCGACUCGGAGAUGCAGCGCGGGGCAAUGGUGGCGUUCAGCGAAUCGAUGAAAAACAAACUAGCAGCGAGACCCGAAAUAUCAGAUUUUCUUAUUCCUUCCUUCGGAAUUGGUUGCCGACGCUCUACGCCCGGACCAGGGUACCUCGAGGCGCUCAUCGAAAGCAAUGUGGACUUCAUCACAGACCCAAUAGAGGUCAUUACGCCCACGGGCGUCGCGCUCAAGUCGGGCCGCUCGGUCCCCGUCGACACCCUCGUGUGCGCCACCGGAUUUAACACAUCGUCAGCCCCUCCAUUCCCCAUUUACGGGCGGGGUGGUCUUUCGCUACAGGAGCGUUUCACACCGUACCCCUCAGCAUACCUAUCGGUCGCCGUGGAUUCGUUCCCGAAUUUCUUCAUGAUGCUAGGCCCUAACUCUGCCAUUGGAUCCGGUUCAUUGACGUCGAUGCUAGAGAAAGAGGGCGAUUACAUUGUAAAGUGCAUCCGCAAAUUGCAAAAGGAGGAUUAUGCUACUAUGACUGUUAAGCCGGAGCGCAUGCGAGACUGGGAUGAGUAUUGUCUUGAGUACUUCAAGAAGACAGUAUACACCGAUACUUGCCAUAGCUGGUAUAAGAGCGAAGGUGGUUCUGGCGACCGUAUUAUCGGCGUGUGGCCAGGAAGCCCGCUUCAUGCGCUUGAGGCCUUGAGGUCUCCCAGGUGGGAAGAUUAUAACUGGGAAAGUGUCGGCGGCGAUAACGUUAAUAAGCUGCGAUGGCUUGGAAAUGGGUGGAGUAUUACUCAUUCAAAAGGAGAAGGGGAGAACGAAUGGGGUGGUGACCCUGGGUGGUACAUUGAGCCACGAUUUGUGGACUUCCCUGUUCCUGGGCAACCUGAGGAUGACCCGGAAUAUAAAUUAAGGCCAUUCUCUCAUUAGUUCUUGCUGGACUGAUUCUUGUAUUAGACUAGAAAUUGCGAGAAAAUGACCCCAUCGGAGUUUUUUGAGAGGUUG
This is a messenger RNA of Hypoxylon trugodes, 1845 nucleotides long. RefSeq names its product FAD/NAD(P)-binding domain-containing protein. The coding region runs from base 1 to 1770 and encodes 589 amino acids. Gene Ontology annotation, molecular function: flavin adenine dinucleotide binding; N,N-dimethylaniline monooxygenase activity; NADP binding. Lineage: Eukaryota; Fungi; Ascomycota; Sordariomycetes; Xylariales; Hypoxylaceae. The record is from RefSeq and is a predicted model, not a curated record. The transcript is spliced from 6 exons.